Wyeomyia smithii (pitcher-plant mosquito) is the source of this 6311-nucleotide messenger RNA. RefSeq lists its product as uncharacterized. Gene Ontology annotation, cellular component: nucleoplasm; cytosol. NCBI's taxonomy places the organism in Eukaryota, Metazoa, Arthropoda, Insecta, Diptera, Culicidae. The transcript is spliced from 10 exons. The record is from RefSeq and is a predicted model, not a curated record. The coding region runs from base 1574 to 5023 and encodes 1149 amino acids. Gene Ontology annotation, biological process: actin crosslink formation; plasma membrane organization; positive regulation of actin filament polymerization. Gene Ontology annotation, molecular function: protein binding.
AGGCAGACCAGCGAAACUGCUGGAUGUGUGGAUGGAAUGUUAGUUGACUUGCAGCAUUCAUGUGUAACGGUUGUGCGGCGUGAAGUUGUGGUGAGCAAAACAGUUUGUGGAGUCGUUUUGAGAGUUUUCAUCUGCCGAUGCGGAUGUGUUUUUUCGCUGAUUCUUUGGUGCAACUCUUUCGCUACCUCGGGAACGGGAUGUUGAUGUUGAUGUGAAGCUGGACUCCGUUUGCGAAGAGGGAAGUGUGGCCGGAGUUCGGUAUUAUUUGGUUGCAGUUGUUGUAGCAAGAGCGGGUUCGCCUCGUGGUGCCGCACGAAGGUUCGCUGACGUACGGAGGGUGUAAAUUAUAUACGAUCGUUCGCUAAAAUAUCAAAGGCCGAAGUGAAAGAAACGGUUUUCGUUGUGACCAAGUGUAGUCGAGUGCGGUGAUCGCGACUCCCGGGACUCGAGCCGGGCCGAAGAGGGAAGAGACGACAGAGAAGAGAGUGGAGUGUGUGUGUUUGUGCGCCUGGAGUCAGAAAGUUUCACCUUAUUCUGAUAACUGGAUGUCCUAAAAAGAGUUCAACAGGUUAUAUCGGAUUAAAGCGAAGAUCGCUGGGCACUCGAAAGAAGUAAGUGGAAGCGAUAAGAUUUAGCGUCGUGGCAGUCAAUGCGAAAAAAAGGUAUGUGAGCUGGUGAUAAUCUGGUGAGUCUGUGCAGAAGACAACCGUCCUGUGGCCAUUUGCUCGCAAGAGAUUUGAGAAGCGAAAACAUCCAGAUUUCAUCGCUUAACAUAGAAAGGAACUUCAUCCUUAUCUGCAACGUCCGCAGCAAUCUGUCACGGUAUCCCCGGCACAACCCGGAGCAUAAAUCUUUAGCAUGAAUUCCCCCCGCCAAACGGUGCGCCAAGGGACCAUAAAAGCCAAUAUCAGCAACACCAACGUCAGUGCCACCAGCAGUAGUAGCACCGUUGAUUCAAGUGUCAUAAUUUACCACCAGUACAACAACACUUACAUUGUUUGAAAGCGGGCAAACAAAACAUAACAAAAACAAACAAACAACCCCACCUGUAAGCCCCAAGGCUGAACGAAAAAGAGAAGAGAAGAAGCUCCAACCGUAAGUGAUUGUGAUUUACAAUUUCGAGCCAAAACGAGUGUAAAUAGUGAAACAAGAAGAAAAAGCAAGGGCUGAAACGAAAAAAAAACGACGAGUUUUGUGAAUGAGUGUGUUUGUUAUCGUUGUUGAUAUUGUUGUUGUAGAUCUUUUGUAUUAUUGUUGAUCGGUAGCAACCGUAAUAAAUAGAUCAGUUCUUCAAAAGAGUGAUUUUUUUGCCGGUUUGCCUCUUUGUUCACCGGCUUGUGCGACCAGUUUGGGUAGGGAGGAAAAAAAUAAUCAAUGAAAAGCUGCUGAACCGUGGACGGCAGACGGGGACGUGAAAGAAAACAUCGAAUAAACGAAACGUUGUGAGAAAAAAAAAAAGAUUUUUCGUCAUACUUGUGUCUGGUGAAAACGCGGGAAAAAGCGAGCGAGGAGGGUGUUGACAUCAGCUGUUGUUCGUAUUUACUGACACUAAACGCACUUCACCGGUAGAACGAUGGAGACCGAGGAGAUUAUCAAGCUUGUGGAUGGGAUUUAUAAGAACAUCCUGGACAAGUUCAACCCCGGCGCGAGGCAGCUGAUCGGGGCCGGCAAGGCAUACCUAAAAGCGCUGCACGGAGCAUCCGCUGCGUCCGUUCUGUUCAACGAAGCUUUGGCCAAAAUCGCAGUCAACGCGCAGCAAGGUGGAACCAUCGAUAUCGGUUCUGCCCUGAUGAACAUCGUCGGAGUGUACAAAGAGAUCCAGGACCAGCACAUGAACAUUCUGAAGGCAUUCUACGUAGACUUGCUGGUACCGCUGGAAACCAACCUGGAGAAGGACACCAAGGUGGUGCAGUUCGAGCAAAAACGAUUCCUGCAGCAGCACAAACUGCGCUCGGAUAGCUACAGCAAGGCAGCGGCCACCAUGAAAAAGUAUCGCAAGAAAAGCACCUCUAAGAGCUCACCGAAAGAUGCCGAGAAGGAGAUCAAGAGCAUCCAAACGUUCGAGGAAGAGAAACAUAAGCUGGAUCAGUUUUGCGAGAUGAGUUUGAAGAAUGCCAUGACCCAGGAACGCCGCCGGUAUGGAUUUGUACUGGAGCGGCAGUGUUCACUCGCCAAACACUGGAUGGCCUAUCAUCACUCGGGACAUUUGAUUAUCGAAAAAUCGCUGGAUAAUUGGAACGAUAUUGCUGCCACACGUGAGUUUCUGCCGUCGAACGUCGAAAACAUGUUUAUCUCGAAACAGCUCAAGGACAUUGAGGACGACGAUGAUGACGCGCAUUCGAUUGCCUCUCAGUUGCGCAAAACCCGUUCCAUCGAUGCUUCGUGUUUGGAUAUGCGCUCGCUGGGUGACGUCGUGAACAGUUCGAUGAUGCAAAUGCCACGGGCCAAGUCGGAGUUUAAUUUGAACAACAGCAGCAGCACCAGUGUUAGCACCCUGGUCGGUACGAUGAGUAAUUCCGUCGGCCCGGGGGGACACGUGAUGAGCUCGACCAUGAAAAGUGCCGACGGAACGCAAUGGGAAAGACCAACCGUGAAGGCACUGUAUGCAUAUCUGUCUUCCGGAGAGAAUCAGCUUAGCUUCCUGGAGGGCGACCGAAUCGCGCUGGUUGGUGACCGCGCCAAGGGAUGGCAGUUUGGGGAAAAUUUACGCACCCAAAAGUUUGGCUGGUUCCCGAUUGCGUAUGCGGAAAAUGAGAGAGAAGAAAAGGAAAGCAUCAACGAAUGGGUCAAAGCCCCACCGAGCGAGAUCGAGGUGGACAACACGCCAGAUUCGUCGUUGGAUGGUACUCUUGUUGAUGACCAUAUGUCGAAGGGCAACAACAAUUCGUACCACGAGGACGCUUCCCCAACCCGAAUGUUCGGAGACACCAUCCAGUAUCGACAAUCGAAACAAUUCCGUCGCCUUUCGCGUGGUGAGAAACCACCGAAACCCGGUCCUCCUCCGCAACUGCCGGCACCGGUUCCAACGCCAGUCGUGCCUAACUACAGUAAGCCACCGGGCGUCCCACAGUCGAACAGCUUCUCUUCAUCUGGAGGAGCUCCGCAGAUUGAGAAACGCAAGACGCCUUCAGCUACGAUGAAUUUCAACAAAUCGCAACCAUCGAACAAACCGAAGCAAACGAACCGGAAUGGAAUUGCCAGUGCCUCACUACACAGCAGUAAUGAUAGUGGAUUUUCGAACGAACCUCAGCCACAACCGGAGCCGGAUCUAUAUUCCGACGAGGAAGCGGUCAAUCGGAUUCCGAUUCGCUCUUCGCGCUCGGAGAAGAAUCUUUCGUCACCGCACUCGAUGGAGCGAGAAUUAAACGAUCAACGAUCGCCUCAUCGUCGCUAUAUGGGACCGGGUGGAGACAACGACGAUGACGACAUCUACGGUACGAUCGUCCCAAUCCGUCGCCAGAACCCGAACAUGCGACUGGCCAACAGCUUUGGCAACAUUGCCGACAGCAACAGCGGUACACUGGAGUACGCUUACCGCUCGCGUACACGAAUGUCCGAAGGAAACAACACCAACCAGAGUGAUUCACAGAAGAUCAAGCGAACGAAAUCGUUCUGGAAGUUUUCAAAAUCGCAGGAUCAUAUCCUAGAGGGAAUGGCCAUGUGGAAGCACAACGACAUUAUUCCGACGGGCAAAGAAAAGAGGGAGAUGGAGAAAAAGGAAGCAACGCUGAAGCGUAACAUGCGCAAAAAGGAACAAAUGGAAAAGCAGAAACAAAAGGAGAUGAUCGCGGCCAAGGAAAUAGAAGAAGCUAGAAAGCAGGAGAAUGCGAGAAAUGUCGACAGCAGCACUCUGAUGAGAAACCGUGAACGAACCCGAGAACGGGAGCGUGAACGAGAUCGCGAUCGGGAACAGGAAAUCGAACGGCAGCAACGUGAGCGAGACCAACGUGACAGAAUGAGAGACCAGCAGCAACGGCCGCACAGUAUUGCCGUCGUGUCAGAACAGGAAAAGUUUCCUAUUACCAAGUCGGACAUCGACAAACGGAUUUCCAAGCUGGACGAAAUGAAUCAGCAACAGCAAUCGAAAAAGGCAAGUCAGUCCAGACAGGAACGUCAGGAACGCCAGGAACGCCAAGAGCACCGACAGGAACGUCAAGAUCGGCAUGAACGAGAGCGUCGCCAUGAGGAAUCCGAUCGUAAACCCUCUAAAGCGAAUAAGAAUGACCCGAACAACAAUCGCAACAACUAUAGUAACCGACUGGAACAGGAAGAACAGAUUUACGGCGACUCAAUGCAGGUUAUGUCGAAAAGUAAGGACAAGUAUAGAACCAACGAGCGAGAAAGCAGCAAAAAUCGAAACAAUAAUGCCUUGAAUAAGUACUACCAAGAUCAACACUUUGAUGAUUUCGCCAUAAUUCCCGGAGAUUCGAUAAUGAUUCAGGACGCUAGCUUCUACGAUGACGAUGGCAUGAUGGACGAUAUGAUGCUAAUGAAGACGGUUCGCCGAAAGGAAAUCCUGAAGCAAUACUACUCCAGUGGAACCGAUACGGAGCGGAACUCUUCCAGUUCCGAUCCGUACGAUUGCAUCGUGGUUGACGAUCAUCUUGUUUCAGCAGCAGACAUGAUGAUGAGGAAAAAUCGGGGCGAGAAGGUUCGGGACAACCGCAAGAGCAAUGGCGACUCGAACCGCAUGAUGGACUCCAAAAAGCAGGAGGAAAAAAUGACCUUCUCUACCUUCCGCGGCACGGCUGUCGAUGAGGACGAAGCUAUGAUGAUGAUCGAGGAUGAAAUGAUGGAAGAACCGCGGGAACGUAGAUCGAAACUAUCGAAGGCGAACAGCGCUGGCCCGAUCAUGGAUUCGAUGAAAUACGAGUCGGAGCAGGAAUCGAGAAUCAGUGCGAAGGUGAACAGCAAUGGAAACCAGAAGCGGAAAUCGACGAAAUCAACAGUCUCCGACGGAAAGGCGUACGGUCCUUGGUACGACCUUUGGGGAUCGGAAUCAGCAAUGCAGAGUCAAAAAUAGAACAAAACAUCCAGUCUAAAUCUUGAAACACAAGAGCCAAUCCCACACGACACCAAUCCAAAUAGUCACAACUCACACAUACAUACACAUACAUUAAAGUUCAUACAAUUGCUUUACAAUACCGAGGUUAGACAAUCUUUAUCGCUGGCGUAAAGAUUGAGGUUAAUCCCUGAACACACGCACACAAACUAACAAGAGCCUAAAUUUAACCGUUUUGCAUUCCGGAAACUUUUCAUCGCAGUCGCAAAAGCAGAAAGGUGCAAAAACCGUACAAAACGCCAACCUACAAAUGCCGCCAAUCAGUCUAAAACAGUCGUAUGUGUACCUUUUUUCACACCUCAACGCAGACCUACCGAAAAGUGAAACUCCGAAAUCCAAAAAAAAAAUUACCCGGAAGAACAAACUCCAACAGCGCUCAAUUUUUCUACUUCAUUAUUCUAGGUUAAGACAACAUACAUAUCCCUUACUUAAAAUUUAGUCGUUAGCCUUAUUGUUAUUCAAUGUUAAGUUUAGAAACAGAUUUUUAUCGUUUGUUUCAUUUAUUUUUUUGUUUUGAUUUUGUUUGCAGUCUAAUCCAAUUAGGAGAUAGCCAUCGAUCGGUUCGAAAUCGAUUAGCAUGAAGUUUUGGUGCUUAGUUCUGUAAGAAAUAAAAAAACCAACAAACAUCAAGUUUUAAUCUAAAAUACAGUACGUUACGUAACUUUUUCGGUUGAGGUGUUUAUUUGAUCGUUGAAAAAAAAUUUAUUUCUCUUAUAUUGUUACUUAAUCCCUCGUCAGUUAGUCAGUACCGUUAAACAACAACGUCGGAACGGGUUGCUUCCCAAAAAAUAUAUGCGAAAAUAAUCUAGUUUAACAAUUACCAUUAGGAUAAUUAGAGUUAGAUUUACGGAAACUUUAGAUCAGUUGUUAACGAGACACUGAGAGAGAAAAAAUAGCCCGAAAGUGCCAAUCGAAAACAUCGAAUCAAAAAAAAAAUCACCUAGCGUGAAUGGAACCGACCCGAACGCCUGUGGGUAGACAACACGAUUGUCGUACAUCUGAUCGUAUUUGCAGGCGCGCACAGCAGAUGAAAGAUUUCACAGUCGACGCCGCGAGUUCACGCUUUGUUCUGGAUGUUAUUUUUUAGCAGUUCUGUUGAGGAACAAUGUACAUUUUUCCCAGUUCUUCACAACGAAUAGGUUUUAGAUUUCUUGUUUGAGUUUUUGUCGUAUAAUUUAUGCCCUGUUUGUACGUAAGAAAACUUACUGUAAUUAUGAUUAGGUGGAAAUAAAGUUAUUUUACUCAACUA